CUGCAAAGUCGCGUUAAAGGUUUUCGUUUCGAUUGAACCUUUUUUUGGGAUUGCAUUCACUCCCAUAGGGCUUCUUCAAAAUUCCGCUCAAUUGUGCAUAUGUACGUGUGUGUGCAUGUGUGUGUGUGUGUGUGUGCUUGGUGUGUGGUGAAUGAUGUGUGUGUGUGUGUUUAGCGGCGGGUUUUCUAACGGUCAGCGUGUAUUGAAAUUUUAAUAGGAAAAGACUAAACACUCCCAAGUGAUAAGUUGACAUUGAUAUAGACAUUGUUAUUCAAAAGUUUCGUGUUGUGCUGCAUUCAAAAGGCUCGAUAGUCCUGUCUCCGUGUCAGUGUCAACUGUUGCUGGCAUCGUGCAAGCGAAUGAAAGUUAUUCGGAGACUUAAAACUAAACGAUUUGAAAUAAAGUGACUAGCCUUGGAAACAUAAAAAGACAGAAAAGUCUGGAUUGCCAACUGAUUUAAGAUGCUUUUACUGAACGGAGACAACAAGUCAAAAGUGGAGGCAAUGUAAGCAGACAACUGGAACUGGAAGCAACCUAAGAGCAGAGCAGAGCAGAGCAGGACAGAGCAGACCCACAUUAGAAUAGGGAGCAUAAAUUGUAACAAGCAUAGAGCAAAACGGGAGGCAAAAUGCGCUCACUAGCUCACAGGGCAGCGGAGGCAGGUCUUCAAGGCACUGAGGACGACCUUAAUGAUAUCACCAACAAUGACAAUACAACUGAAUCUAUAUAUAGCAUCAAGUCCAAGUGGAUUACCGAAUGGAGUCUCAACAAGGAACGGGAGAAGCUAUGUAGCAUUAUCUUUAAACGUAUUUUGGAGCAUGCCGAAUGCAAACGACUACUAGAGGCAGCUAAAAUCUAUGGCGAGAGCAUUGACUUUAAUUCCUGGUCGGCAAACGAUCAAUUGCAAUGGUAUCGCAAUUAUGAUUACAAUGAGACAACAUCAUCGGGUGUAAAGAAUAAUUCCGCUGGAUCCGGUUCGAGUUCAACCAGUACGGAGGCAAGUCUUUCACCCGUUUUGCCACCAUUUGCAUUGUGGCAAACGAUUUUGAUAGCCAUCUGUCUGGUGGCAUGCAUCAUUCUAACCGUCGGGGGCAACAUACUCGUUCUGUUGGCCUUCAUUGUGGAUAGGAAUAUACGACAGCCCAGUAACUACUUUAUUGCAUCCCUAGCCGCAACAGAUAUGUUGAUAGGUACGGUUUCCAUGCCCUUCUAUACGAUCUAUGUGCUUCGUGGCUAUUGGGAUCUUGGUCCUGUUCUCUGUGAUCUAUGGCUAUCUGUGGACUAUACGGUGUGUCUGGUGUCUCAGUAUACGGUUCUGUUGAUCACCAUCGAUCGCUAUUGUUCGGUGAAGAUAGCAGCCAAAUAUCGCAGCUGGCGUACCAAGAGAAGAGUCAUCUAUAUGGUGACUAUUACAUGGAUUAUUCCGGCUUUGCUGUUCUUUAUUUCCAUAUUUGGCUGGGAACAUUUUACGGGUAAACGAGAUUUGCUGCCAGGCCAGUGUGCUGUGCAGUUUCUCAAGGAUCCCAUCUUCAAUACGGCCCUGAUCAUUGGCUAUUACUGGACCACGUUGAUUGUGCUCUUUGUGCUAUAUGCGGGCAUCUAUAAGACGGCCUACGACAUGCAAAAGCGGAGCGAGGCCAAGCAACGUAAAAUGCAAUCAAUGGUGGCUUUAAGUGCUGGUGCCAUGUCUGGAAUGGCUGGACAUGCGGCUGGCAUUGGAGUGAUCGAGGAGAAAAUACUAAAGACUAAGGUCGAGUUGACCGGCGCGGGAUUGAACGAGUUGACAGAGAGUGGAGCCACAACCUGUACGACAGCCGUGAAGCGUCUGAGUGGAUCGGGCCAAGCCAAUCCUUUGGCACAGGCAGCGGAAGAGGUGGAAAAGAUGACACCCGAGCAACGUCGUGCAUCGGCGGCAAAAAUCGAAGAAGCACGCAAACGAGAUGCCGCCGAGGCGGAGAAGAGUGAACGUUCUAGCAGUCCGGCAUUCGAUUCGGAUGAAGAGUCGUCUGUGAAUCAGACACAGCAGAUUGUUAACCAGCAGAAGCUGACAAAUCUGCGGAAACGCUCCUCCAUUGGUCUAGUAUUUGGGGCACAGGCUGCUCUAUUGGCCACACGCAGCAAAGGUAACUUGCAAAAGAAUACCACCAACUCCAAGUCUAUCGAAGCCAUGCACUUUAUGGGCGUUGGUGCCCGUUCGCCGCACCAUUAUCCAAGUAAUGCCAAUCCAACAAGCCUCCAGCGUGCCCAGAGCAAGGAAGAGGUGGGCAUGGCCCAUCAACUGAACCACCAACAUCAUCAUCUUCCUCACCAGCAUCAGCACAUCUUGCUUGAACGACCCAAGCGCACCUCCUGCUCCACUCUCUCCCAGAUAGCCGAGCAUGAGAGGCAUUCUGACUUCCAGCCCCAAAACGAUCCGGUUUCCCCCGUGAAUUUAGCUCCCAUUGAAGUGCCAUGCGAACAGGUGCAUCAGGGAUUGGUGCAGACCAUUCUACCGCCACCCGAUGCAUUCCAGUGUCCCACACCCCUGUCCGAUUAUUCGGAUCGUCCCUUUGGCAACAGCUCUGGCAAUAGUGAACUAGCCAUGACCUAUGACCUGCUCACAAAUAACUCCGAGUUACGCUACAUGGAUGAGAGCUCAGCCAUGAUGGCCAUUACAACAACCGCCAGUGCAACGGUCACCGCCAAUACCACUUCAUCCACUCCCACGCCCGCCAUGCCCACUUCCACGUCUCAGCGGAGCGCCCUGCCACCACCGCCACCCGCACGUAAGAAUCCCCCGAGCUCCUCCCCCGUUGAGAUGACCCAAGAGGUGGCCAUUGAAAAACGUCUUCUCAUCUCGUACACAGGCAUCGAGGAAGUGCGGCGUGAGAGCUGCAUUGAAGCCAUUUGCCUGCUAGAUGUGCCCGGCAAGCUAUUGCCGUCCGAAUGUCCCCACCGUCGUGCCUCCAGUCCGCUGGAGACAAGCAGCAAGGAUGCCAUCCUCUAUUCCCCCAUGCCGCCGCGGCCGAUGUCCCCGAAAGUCCAACAAGUUGCACCGCCAGCUGCUAGCCAGGCGCAAUCGCAGGCCCUGGAACGUAUUGAGGAGCGUGAAACUUCCGAUAGUAACACAAAUAAGAUGCCAUCCACAUCGGGCACCACUAGCAGCUCCGGCGGCGGUCUAGCCGGGGGCAGCCGCAAGGAUCGGGAUCGCGAUUCCACCAAAGAGAGCGGCGUCUCUCAUCGUGGGUCCAGCAAACGGGCCUUCAUCCACUCCAUUGGCAAGCAUUUGAAGAGCAAAAAGACCCUGCCCCUGGUCAUGGGUGGCAGCCGACAGAAGUCCAAGUCUGAGAAUCGUGCCCGCAAAGCGUUUCGCACCAUCUCAUUUAUAUUGGGCUGCUUCGUGGCCUGCUGGACUCCGUAUCAUGUGUUGGCCCUGGUCGAGGGCUUCUGCCGGAAUCCACCAUGCACCAACGAGCAUCUAUAUAUGUUCUCAUAUUUCCUUUGCUAUGCCAACAGUCCAAUGAAUCCCUUCUGCUAUGCCCUAGCCAAUCAGCAGUUCAAGAAGACCUUUACGCGCAUUCUCAAAGGAGAUUUGCAUAUGACUUAAGUCCAUUUUCCGACUAUUUUCAAGUUUGCUUCAAGUGAAUCACUAUCUUCUUGGCUAUGGAAUUGGUUGAGCAAUGUAUUUUCAUUGCGGUGCAAUUCUCUCGAGAGAGCCCCUCCAGAGUUUUGCCCACUCACAAACCAAAAAAAUGAAACCCAAACCCAAUUUAGUUAUAAAUGUUUUCUAUGUUAGGAAAACGCAAUGAAAAUGCUCCGCUUUCAACCGAAAUUCCCAUCAAAUUAGCCAUGAAGAAGCAAUUUACCUGGAAUUAAACUUUAAAAACCAAAGAAAAACAAA
Drosophila willistoni is the source of this 3880-nucleotide messenger RNA. RefSeq lists its product as uncharacterized. Gene Ontology annotation, cellular component: synapse; dendrite; membrane. Gene Ontology annotation, molecular function: G protein-coupled acetylcholine receptor activity; G protein-coupled serotonin receptor activity. NCBI's taxonomy places the organism in Eukaryota, Metazoa, Arthropoda, Insecta, Diptera, Drosophilidae. The transcript is spliced from 5 exons. Gene Ontology annotation, biological process: adenylate cyclase-inhibiting G protein-coupled acetylcholine receptor signaling pathway; chemical synaptic transmission; G protein-coupled receptor signaling pathway, coupled to cyclic nucleotide second messenger. The record is from RefSeq and is a predicted model, not a curated record. Bases 629 to 3586 code for a protein of 985 amino acids.